Patella vulgata (common limpet) is the source of this 3391-nucleotide messenger RNA. Its product is annotated as galactoside 2-alpha-L-fucosyltransferase Sec1. Gene Ontology annotation, molecular function: galactoside 2-alpha-L-fucosyltransferase activity. Gene Ontology annotation, biological process: carbohydrate metabolic process. The transcript is spliced from 2 exons. Gene Ontology annotation, cellular component: membrane. The coding region runs from base 85 to 1047 and encodes 320 amino acids. The record is from RefSeq and is a predicted model, not a curated record. NCBI's taxonomy places the organism in Eukaryota, Metazoa, Mollusca, Gastropoda, Patellidae.
CAACAAUAACAAUGACAAUGGUUACAGACCUAAAUUUUGCUGAAUGGUGAUCAAGUGGAAAGUCAGCACGUAAGACAGUGAAACAUGACCAUGGCAGUCUUCCUUCGAAAAAAACAACUGUUUUAUAUGUUUUUAUUGGUGUUGGUGAUACUACUCUACCUUUACAUAGAUCCAUUUAAAUCAAAAAUCAAACGUCGUCACCUGAAUCAAAAACCAAUUUUAAAGUCACAGGCCAACAUUCCAAAAUUGAUGGUUUCAUUUAAGGGACGAACUGGAAAUAAUAUGUUUUGUUAUGCUACUUUAAUUGGAGUGAGUCGACGUAAUAAUUUAUUACCAGUGAUAUCCGCUGAUAACUAUUUGUGGGAAUUUUUCAAUCUGCCUGCGCAAGUCGGAAAUUUAGGGGAUCUCGGAGAUUAUAAAUAUUAUGAAGAAAAAAUGGUCGCAUCCUACGAUCGACACACAGAACAUUUAGGUCCAUACAAUACGUACAUCGAUGGUUAUUUUCAAUCGUGGAAAUAUUUUGAAAAUGUUCGAAAAGAAUUAAUUACGAAACAUUUUGUCUUCCAUGAUGAUAUUUCUCAAGCAGCCGAUCAAUUUAUAAGAGAUGCAGUUGCCUUAAAGAAAAAACAGGGUGCAUUUAUUAUAGGAGUUCAUGUGCGGAGAGGAGACUUUGUGCGGCAAAGGUCCAAGGGAUUUACAGCAGCCCCCGUUUCGUAUUAUUACAAAGCGAUGAAUUAUUUUCGUCGGAAAUAUUCAAAUAUUUUAUUUAUUAUGAUCAGCAAUGAUGUUUACUGGGCUGAAGAUAAUUUGGAUCAAGGUCCGGACGUGUAUUAUUCUCACAACACUCCGGAUCAAGUGUCGCUUGAUUUGGCUGUGAUGAUCAAAUGUAACCAUACAGUAAUAACCUCCGGAACAUUUUCCUGGUGGGUGGCUUAUCUUUCCGGGGGAGAUGUUGUUUACUAUCAUCUGUUUCCAGAACCAGGAACAAAAAUAGCUAAUAUGACAGUCCGAGCGGACUACUAUCCUCCACAUUGGGUGCCUUUAUAAUAUAAGGACAAUAUGUGAUAAUGACUGACACAAAUAUUGUCCUUUAAUUCCACCGACCCUAUAUCCACAUACACGAAUUACAAAAUGCAAUUUUGCUUGUGUAUUUAAACUACAAACCAGAGGCCUUAUCUAGAUAAAUUAAACAUACAUUAUGCAAGAGCUAAAUCUGCCUAUUUCAGAUCUUUCUGUAGGCCUGAAAUGUUAUCUAAAUUAUUAAUUAGAUAUUAAUUAACUUAUCCAGACCAUAAUCAACUCUCAACGUCAUCGCUAGCCUGCAAUAUUUACUGGGUUAUGAUCCCAUUUCCUGCUCAACUUUCCUUCAUGAUUUAUUCAUGAAACGGAUAAUCAAGACUAUGUUUUUUAUCGUACCGACUUUAGUAAUGAUGAUUGAGGCUAGGCCGAAAUUUCAUCGCUUACCUCUCGGUUCAUAGUGGAUCAAUUUGACUGAAAUUUUCAGCAAAUUGCCUUUACAUUAUCUAGUUUUUGACUAUUAUAGUGAGAACUGCCAGCUCUUUAUCUAAUCUCCCAUAAUGUAGCUUUAAACUAGAAUGCAGUCUGUUUAUUGGACAAGCGUUAAUAUUUAUGGGGUGUGGGAGGUGUGUGGAUGUUCUAGAGGCUUAACACAUUAAAUCACAAGGUCUGUCAUUGAGUCAAGUGGCAUGGUUUCGGUUCCCAGCUUGUAUGUGACAAGGAGUAGGGUAGCCUGUCCAACCUUGUAGGUUUUCUUCUCUGGUAUAGAAGUCUCUGAAUGUCAUUUGGUUUCUAUUCUCCGUUUGUACUUGACAAGGAGUAGGGUCGCCUAUCCAACCUAUUUCCUCCCAUGGCUAAAGACCCCUAUGUGCAAGCGAAUUAUUGAAAUAAAAUUGAACCAUGUGUUAGUCCCAAAAUGACCUAGUUUGUGUCGAGUGGACGUUAAACCCCAUCCCUCUCUCUCCCUGGAAUAGAAUUACUGCUUAUUUCUCUAGUCAUUAUCAUCAUUGUCUAGUUGGAACAUCGCCCAGUAAUAAGCACAAAUGAAAUGAAAUUGGGUUUAAUGUCCCACUGUUCUGCUCCUAUGCUGGGCUAAUGAAGACGAAAAACCAAGGUCCCGUGUACACAUUGGCAUGCACGUAAAAGAUCCCUUGACAGUUGGAAUUCGAUAUAAGAGUAGACCGUAGUGCCACUGUCCAGGCAAAAUUUCCCUCAUAACACACUGUAUGGCAUAUGCCGCGUCUUCAUUAGCCCAGUUCGGAGCAGAACAGUAGGAUGUUAAACCCCAUUUCAUUUCGAUUGCCAGUCCAGAAUGUCCUAAAUUCAAAGAAUUGCAAUCAUGUUAAGCUAAAUUCAGUCCUGACACAGUUCUGUCAGUCCCGACGACUGAGGUGGUGUGAGUAGAAUUAUGAUGUAAAUAAACACAACAAAUAUGUUUCAGAUGUCAUGAUUGGUUGAGAUAUUUCCUUGUGCAGAUCAUGACACAUGCAUUGUAGCUCGAAUCCCCCUUUUCACUCAAUUGUCACUAUUCUUGGGAUUGGGAUAAUUCAAUUCUGGAAAGUUCAAUCGAGUACCCCCAUGGCUUACAUGAAAUAAAUAUAAUAUGUACAAUUUUUGAGAAAUGGAGAUUGUCGUAAAUUGAUUUGUAGUUUCAGAUGACUAGUAAAAUUGCGAUUUUGUAAUCCCCAUAGCCAUAUUUGUAUUUUAGUUUAAAUAUGUUUCAUGUAUUUAAGUAUGCAUCAUUCAUUGUUUUUAAAAGGUGAGCGAUUGCCCUCGAGCGUCCGACGCUCACCUGAAUGUAGACUGAGUGGAGGUUUUUCUCCCUCUCCUUAAAAUUGAAAAUUGCUCUCCUUUACAAAGUCAUGGGGGGUUGGGGGGGGGGGGUAUUAUCAUUUAUGAAACUGGGAAUGACCCCCUAACAUGCAGUUUUGAUCUUCAGAACCAUUUCUCAUACACACAACUAAUCACUCUCCUUAAUUUCUAAAUUACUCUUCUUAUCGAAACUGGGGGGUUGGGUGGCCGAAUGGUUAGCACAUGCGCGCUGUAUCAUAAGGCCUGUCAUUGAGUCAACUGGCAGGGUUUUGAAUCCCCCGUUGUACGUGACAAGGAGUAGGGCUGCCUGUCCAACCUCGUGGGUUUUCUCCGGGUCCUCCGGUUUCCUCCCACUUUUAAAGACCCCUAAUUAUUGAAAUAAAAUUAAACCAUAUAUUAGUCCCAAAAUGACCUAAUUUGUGUCGAGUGGACGUUAAACCCCAUUUAUCUCUCUUAUCGAAACUGGGAGAGCUUUUUUCAGGGGAGUGAUAUUUUUAAUUUGUUGAUUUGGGGAGCUUUUUUUGGCUCUCCUCUAAAAUACAAACAGCGCCUGAUGCAUUAU